AUGGCGUCCGAGGUAGCCAGGCUCGCCGUGGUCUCGGCCGCCGCGUCCGUGGCCCUGGCCUACGCUCGUCUCGCCACCUCGCGGCUGGCCCCCAGCAUCCCCCGCCUCGCGGCGCUCCUCCCGGCGCUCCUACUCCUCCCAGUCCUCCCCUUCGCCUUCUCUUCCAUCCAAUUCCGCACCAUCUCCGCCUUCUUCCUCGUCUGGCUCUGCGGCUUCAAGCUCCUCCUCCUCGCCGCGGGGCACGGGCCGCUCCACCCCGCCCUCCCGCUCGUGCGCUUCGUCGCGGCGCGGAUGCCCACGUACGCCGUGCCCGUGUUCGACGGCGCGCACGUGUACCUGAUGCUGGAGCUCUUCCUCGCGUCCGCCGCGGCGCUCGCCCGCGCGCUGCUGGGCGCGGAGCUGGAGCCGCAGUUCGACCGGCCGUACCUCGCCUCCUCCCUCCGCGACUUCUGGGGCCGGCGCUGGAACCUCAUGGUCCCCGGCGUGCUCCGGCCCUGCGUGUACCGCCCCGUGCGCGCCCGCUUCGGCGCCGCGGCGGGCGUGCUCGCGGCGUUCCUCGUGUCCAGGGCCAUGCACGAGGUCAUGUUCUACUACAUCACGCUGGAGGCCGGGACCGGGGAGGUGACCGCGUUCUUCGCGCUGCACGGUGCAUGCGUGGUGGCCGAGCGGUGGAUGGCGCGGCAGCGCGGUGUGUGGCGGCCGCCGCGGCCCGUCGCCACGGCGCUGACGCUGGCGUUCGUGACGGGGACCGGGUCGUGGCUCUUCUUCGCGCCCGUGAUCCGGAGCGGGCUGGACAAGGCAAGGCCAUCAUCGCGGAGUGCGAGGGGAUGA
Molecule: messenger RNA, 831 nt
Organism: Miscanthus lutarioriparius
Lineage: Eukaryota; Viridiplantae; Streptophyta; Magnoliopsida; Poales; Poaceae
Source: the annotation of a GenBank genome assembly